Messenger RNA from Alligator mississippiensis (American alligator), 6587 nucleotides. It is a transcript of the gene ARHGEF7, whose product is annotated as Rho guanine nucleotide exchange factor 7. The transcript is spliced from 22 exons. The coding region runs from base 324 to 2912 and encodes 862 amino acids. The record is from RefSeq and is a predicted model, not a curated record. Gene Ontology annotation, biological process: intracellular signal transduction. Gene Ontology annotation, molecular function: protein binding; guanyl-nucleotide exchange factor activity. NCBI's taxonomy places the organism in Eukaryota, Metazoa, Chordata, Crocodylia, Alligatoridae.
GCGUGUGUGAGAGAGAGAUCCUGCCCGCUCUUUGUUCGCGUGCCGCCCAGAGACGUGCGAAGGUCACGCGUGUGACACGCGCGGCGCGGCCCUACCCGGCCCGCAGGCUCCCCACGCCCGGGCCGCGGACGCUAGGGGGCCGCAGCCGCCAGCGGCGUCACGUGGGGGCCGGGCCGAGCACAGCGGGAGCUCCCGGCGCUGCCGCGCGGGGCGUCGCCCGCUACAUCGGCGCGGGGAAGGGCAGGGACAGGGACGGGGGACGGCGAAGGCGGCUCCUGCAGCCCGCGUCGCUCCUAUGUGAAGGGCGCGGGGCGGCCGCAGCCAUGAGCUCGGCCGAGCAGACCGUAACGUGGCUCAUCACCCUGGGCGUGCUGGAGUCGCCCAAGAAGAGCAUCGCGGACCCCGAGGGCUUUCUGCAGGCGUCGCUCAAGGACGGCGUGGUGCUGUGCCGCCUGCUCGACCGCCUGCUGCCCGGCACCAUCGACCGGGUGUACCCGGAGCCGCGCACUGAGACCGAGUGUCUGAGCAACAUCCGCGAGUUCUUGCGGGGCUGUGGCGCCUCCCUCCGCCUCGAGACUUUUGAUGCAAAUGACCUGUAUCAAGGGCAGAACUUCAACAAGGUUCUAAGCUCCUUGGUUGCUUUAAAUAAGGUAACUGCAGACAUUGGGCUAGGAAGUGAUUCCGUAUGUGCACGACCCUCAUCUCAUCGGAUAAAAUCCUUUGACUCUCUUGGAUCCCAGUCUUUACACAGUAGAACUUCAAAACUCUUUCAGGGACAAUAUCGAAGUCUGGACAUGACCGAUAACAGCAACCAUCAACUGGUGGUGAGAGCAAAAUUUAACUUUCAACAGACAAAUGAAGAUGAACUUUCAUUUUCAAAAGGAGAUAUUAUUCAUGUUACAAGAGUAGAAGAAGGAGGCUGGUGGGAAGGGACUCACAAUGGCAAAACAGGAUGGUUUCCAAGUAACUAUGUACGAGAAAUAAAGUCAAAUGAAAAACCAGUCUCCCCCAAAUCAGGAACACUAAAGAGUCCUCCCAAAGGUUUUGAUACGUCUGCAAUUAGCAAAAGCUAUUACAAUGUGGUGCUACAAAAUAUUUUAGAAACAGAAAAUGAAUAUGCUAAGGAACUACAGACAAUGCUUUCAAACUACCUGCGACCAUUACAAGCCAGUGAAAAGUUAAAUUCUAUAAAUACUUUGUAUUUAAUGGGAAACCUGGAGGAAAUCAGUUCUUUCCAGCAAAUGCUUGUACAGUCUUUAGAAGAGUGCACCAAGCUGCCUGAAGCUCAGCAGAGAGUUGGAGGAUGUUUUCUCAGUCUCAUGCCACAAAUGAAAAGCUUGUACCUUGCAUACUGUGCCAACCAUCCAUCAGCAGUAAACGUUCUCACAGAACACAGUGAAGAACUAGGGGAAUUCAUGGAGAUGAAAGGUGCCAACAGCCCUGGGAUCCUUGUUUUGACCACAGGCCUCAGCAAACCUUUUAUGCGUCUGGAUAAAUACCCCACGUUACUCAAAGAACUUGAAAGGCACAUGGAGGAUUAUCAUCCAGAUCGACCAGAUAUUCAGAAGUCUAUGACUGCCUUCAAAAAUCUUUCUGCACAAUGUCAAGAAGUACGGAAAAGAAAAGAACUUGAACUCCAGAUACUGACAGAAGCUAUUCGCUGCUGGGAGGGAGAGGACAUCAAAACACUGGGCAAUGUAAUUUAUAUGUCCCAGGUCAUGAUUCAGUGUGCUGGAAGUGAGGAGAAGAAUGAAAGAUAUCUUCUUCUAUUCCCUAAUAUUUUGCUCAUGUUAUCUGCCAGCCCAAGGAUGAGUGGAUUUAUCUAUCAGGGAAAGCUGCCAAUGACCGGAAUGACCAUCACAAAGUUAGAAGACAGUGAAAAUCACAAAAAUGCAUUUGAAAUAUCAGGAAAUAUGAUUGAACGGAUAUUAGUAUCAUGUAACAACCAACAAGAUUUGCAUGAAUGGGUGGAUCAUCUGCAAAAGCAAACCAAAGUUACAACUGUUGUGAAUCCCACUAUUAAACCUCAUUCUGUGCCAUCUCACACACUUCCCUCCCAUCCAGUAACACCAUCCAGCAAACACACAGACAGCAAACCGAUACCGCUGACCCCUGCCUAUCACACGCUUCCACAUCUUUCGCAUCAUGGGACUCCACAUACAACUAUAAACUGGGGACCCCUGGAGCCUCCUAAAACUCCCAAACCUUGGAGCUUGAGCUGUUUACGACCCGCACCUCCAUUACGGCCGUCAGCAGCUCUCUGUUAUAAAGAGGAUCUCAGUAAAAGUCCUAAAACCAUGAAAAAACUGCUUCCCAAGCGCAAGCCUGAACGUAAGCCAUCAGAUGAAGAGUUUGCACUGAGAAAAAGUACAGCUGCACUAGAAGAAGAUGCUCAAAUUCUAAAGGUCAUUGAAGCUUACUGCACAAGUGCCAAAACACGGCAAACAUUAAAUUCAACAUGGCAAGGCACUGACCUGAUGCAUAAUCACGUCUUGGCUGAUGAUGACCAAUCAAGUCUAGACUCCUUGGGUCGUCGCAGUAGUCUUUCUCGUUUGGAGCCUUCAGACCUCUCAGAAGACUCUGACUAUGACAGUAUAUGGACAGCCCAUAGUUACAGAAUGGGGUCUACAUCUCGUUCUCGUAAAGAAUCUACUCCCCAAGUGCUGCUUCCAGAGGAAGAGAAAAUUAUUGUAGAAGAAACAAAAAGUAAUGGCCAGACUGUUAUAGAAGAGAAAAGCCUUGUUGACACGGUGUAUGCAUUAAAGGAUGAAGUACAGGAACUAAGACAGGAUAACAAGAAGAUGAAGAAAUCAUUAGAAGAAGAGCAAAGAGCUCGCAAGGACCUGGAAAAGCUUGUUAGGAAAGUUUUAAAGAAUAUGAAUGAUCCGUCUUGGGAUGAAACCAAUUUAUAACUAAUUGAUCAUUGUUUCUUUCUAUUGAAAGAUCAGUUUCAAACCAAGCUGGGAAGCCUUCUGACACUAGGUCAGUGUUGCAUCAAGAGCACUACACAGCAGAAUCUAACUGGAUCUAGUGAUUUUUCUUGCUUGUAAUAUAUAGAAGCAGUCAAACUAUUCACUGAAGCAGUAUGUACUGUUAGGUGUGGAGACCAUAGAUCCUGAAAUCUACUUAACUGAAUUUGUUUGCCUCUAAAUUACCUCAUUUUGCAUAAAGUGCAGCACCUGACUAAAAGUCCAUGUUUUCAGUGGCUUUUUAUUUUAAAUAUGUAUUUUUCUUGUAAAUAUCUGUAAUUUUGAAUGCAUGUGUGAUUGAUGUAUCAGAGCUGAUACAACAUUUUUUUUUUUUUUUUUUCAGGUAGUGUCGGAUUGAUGUUGUAGCCAUGAUGGUCCAGGAAUUGUGAGACGUGAGGAUUUUUUGUGGGUGACAUAUUUUAUCAAAUCAACUGCGUAGUUGGGAUAAAGAUAGACAAGCGUUUGAAUGCAGGGCCUGAAAUAGAAUGUCCUACAUUCAGAAGCUUGUCUAUCUUUAUCCCAACUAUGCAGUUGGUCCAAUAAAAGAUGUCACCCGCCAAAAAUCCUUGCACAUCUCAUACUUUCCCCCCUCCUUUUAUUAUUAUAAUGGUCACAAGUGUUAGAAAUGAUGGCAAUACACUCACCUAAAAUCAAAGUUCUUUCUGUAUUAUCUGUAGGUUUGUCUUAAAGUACCAUACUUAUCACAUACACUAUUCUUCAAACCCUGUUCUCCUGUUGAUCAGUGUAUUUAAAUCAUUUAACAUUAUUUAUGUCUGUGCAAGCAUUAAAAACAGUUUACAAUACUUUUUAUAAAAAAAAAAAACAGUAUUAAAUAAAAAUUGUAGAUUGACACCAUUUUUAUUUAAAAUUAAUUUCUAAUGGGCCAUGACUUGUAUUUAUUUACACUUGUAUGGAGCACUAAUAUACAACACUAUUUUGGCCAAAUAAAUACUGAUUUACUUGCCUGUUUUUAUAAUGACUGUAAUUUUUAGAUGUUCAUGUACUACAUUUUCUAUUGUUGUGCAUGUACGUAAACAUACAGCUAGCUGAUAAUUUAAUGGAACAUACCGUUUUAUCAGUUUUUGUCCAAGCAAAAAAUGUCCUAAUUUAGAUUUUGUGAAUAAAUUGUACUAUUUAUUCUAUGGUCACCGUAACCAAUUAAAAUAAAAUUUUAGACUAACCUUUGUGUGUAGGCUAUUUGAACUAGGCCAAUCUAAAGUCAGAAUUUAGUUUUUCUACCAUAAUACAGGACAUUUUUAUUCAGAACACCCUUGGUGGAAGAAUAUUCUUUCCAUCCCUACCUUUUCACAGGAAACACAAGCUAUAUUACUGUUUUCAUCCCAGAACAAACAAACAGAAGCAGAUUUGGAAAUAAGGUUUGUAACUGAUACCUGUUUUUUUUUGUAGUUCAUUACACUCAAUUGUUGUCAUUUUGCAGCUGUCUCAGAUUGGAUGUUCUACAAUGCAUACAGUGAACACCAUUAAGUACACUAAUUCCCCAGGUCUUUAUGCAUGUAGUAACUGCAGUGUUUUUCUGAAUUUAGAGUAGAAAAUGCUACAGUAUUGCAUAUUGUUUUUCAUGAUGCACCCUCUUUGUCUAAUCUACAGCCUGUAAUAGUUAGACUUCCAUUAAUUUCAGUAAAUUUGGGACUGAGCCCUAGAAGACACAAUUUUAUUCCACUUUAGUCAUUACAUUAUUUGAGGUGCAUUCUCCAUGCCUUUAAACAAUAUAUUCCAGUCACUUGUGUUUUUUUUUCCAACUGUCCAGAGAGAGAGAGAGGUGGAACUGUAUCAUAACCAGCUAUAUACUCAAGUUAUUUGAUUGACUUAAGUGACAACAGAUAUAGCACUGAUUGAAUAAAGCACUUAAGUGCAUACCUAAUUUCAAACUAUGACCUAAACAACUGUCUAAAACUUGAUGAAUUGGUGUCUAAAACAUUUAGACAAAAUAAAUUGUCGUACUUAGUUUACAGUUUCUCUCUGAUGGAAAGCUACUUUGAAAAUUGAUUUGCUGAGAAAAGAUAGAAGGGUUUUUUUGUUUAAGGAGUAGGGUAAGAAUAUUAACCUUUAAAAAUAGUGGGAUUCAUCUUACAGCUUGCAAGCCUGAAUUGUAGAGCUCCAAAUGCACCUACGGGCAUUUUUACACAUGCAAGCACCACAGCACCAGGCACUUUGAAAACUGCCCAGUGCUGUGACGCUUACACUUGUAUAAGUGGCAAAAUGCAUAUCAGCGCAAAGAAAAUAGCGGAGGUGUGCUUUUGAACUAAAACAUCUUGGAGGUGCUUUAGUUCAAAAACGCAUUGCCACCAUUUUCUCCACGCUGACAUGCAUUCCGGCAUUUAUACAACUGCAUGCGAUGCAGCGCAGUGUGCGUCUGCUCCCAUGCUGAGUAGAUCUCCGGCGUGUCCAAGAACUAAAAGGUCCCUGUAUAAAUUCCCUAAAUGCCUGUCUAGUUGAACAGUUAGGGACUUAACUUCAUGCUCCCAAAUUUGCCCAUUGGUCUCCCCAGAGUCAUUAAGGAGUAGACUUGCUUAAAAGACAACAUAUUGGGGUGUGUUAAUUGAGCUUUUAGAAAAGCUCAAUACUUAUUAGAACUUCUGGACCUGAAAAGUUUACUUGUUAAAAAUGUUGAGUUUUCUUCAGGUGUGUGGAACUUGUUAAGUUCAGACGUUGAAAUCUAAGUGGUUUGUUCAGCUUAUAUUUCAGUGUACAUUAUCAUUUUCUGUUGUUCAUACAAACAUUCCAGAGGAAAAAUGUAAAAGGAGAGUAUUUUAAUCUUAGUCUCGAACAAAUUUUAACUCAGGAACAACUUCUGUCAUAAUAUGAUCUUUAUUUUAUGUUGUAUUUUAAAGUGUAGAGUGUAAAUUUGCUGACACUUAGUAUGUGUGGUAGCUAGUGACUAUUCUCAUUUCUGAUAGUAUCCCGGUACUGAUAUCUUACUGAAUAUGCCUUAAAUUAUUAAAAUUAAGCAGUUAAUAACUGGUUUAACAGCCUGUUGUUCAAAAUUGAUUUGGAAGAGGGCAUUUUUUUUAAAGAAAAAGUUGAUGCAGUGUAUGUAGCUUUUUGUCCUUAACUCUGUUAGGGAGAGCAAGAUUCAGAUCUUCAGAACCAAUAAAUAUCUACAUAACCUUUUUCUUUCAAAAUUUGUUGUACUUUAUAUAAACUUGUAAACCUUGUGACCUGAAUUGGGAACUUUAUCUAAACAUGGAUAAAUGGGGCACUGUGUAUUUAACCUAUCAAAGUAGUGGUGUUGUUAUGGGGUUUUUUUGCUGUCAUCAUUUAGGGAUGAGGAGCUGAAGCCAUUUCUUAUCCUAGAGAUGUGAAGCACUUUUCAGUUCUAAGCUGUUCAAAAUGUAGCAUAACAUUUCUGUGUAUUUAAUGAUGUGUGCUUGUUUGUCUUGCCAUAUGACAUCUUAAACAACUGACUGCCUUUGUAUAAACCUUUUUAAUGCCAAUCAUUUAGGAACCUAGGAUGUCCAUUUACAAUAAUUGUGGAGAAUGCAAGUUUAGUUUAGAUGUCACAGAUAAUGCUCUGAUAUUGACUACUACUAUGUUUAUGCUACAUUGUUGUAAUUAAACAAUGAUUUUUUUUUGUAUGCAAUGAAGUGUUACAUUUCA